Messenger RNA from Aspergillus brunneoviolaceus CBS 621.78, 493 nucleotides. RefSeq lists its product as uncharacterized. Bases 46 to 321 code for a protein of 91 amino acids. Lineage: Eukaryota; Fungi; Ascomycota; Eurotiomycetes; Eurotiales; Aspergillaceae. The transcript has a single exon. The record is from RefSeq and is a predicted model, not a curated record.
CCAUUUUCGAUCGCACCCUAACAACCUUGAACCACGGAAGUGCAAAUGAGAAUACACCUCGUAUCGGCACAUCCAACUCACCGUGCAACGCUACACCCGUACAAUCUGGUAGCAUUCAGCUCUUGCCAGGCCCUGUACCGCCGACGGGCCAUCACCAGCUCGGCGGAAAGUCACCACAGAAGCCCUGCUCGGGCGAUACAAAUGGUAGCCAGACCAAAACAGAUGCCAUGCUACAACAAAGUUCCAACCUGUGAGACCAUUCUCUCGCUCCUUGCCAGCACAGGGCUCAAAUCCGCCGACCUUGAGCAAUUGCCCGAUUGAUGGCCUCGUUAUCGCACGAUAAGUGCCCGAUUGGGGCGGCGCCGCGCGGGCGGAUGAGGGUUCGGCAACCCCGAUUGUCAGGCAUCCUCAUAUGCGGAUGACCUGUCUCCAGAUCGUGUGCAACGUUGCGCUCUGCCGGUCUGUAUCUCGGUCGCACGGGGUCUUUGCUGUA